UUGGACAACAGAAGUAGGGUCUGUUGAGAUCUAGGGGAUGUAGGAAAAAAGUGGGGAGCUUGAUAGAAGUAUAUCAGGGUGGUUUGCUGAGUGAAGCUUUCCAUUUCUCUUCUUAACAGGAAGGUUGAGUAAGAGCAAGUCGGCCAAGAUGUCAGGAGGUGGGGGCGCCGCCCCGAGAAAGGCUUUGACGCUGGAUGAUCUUGUCGAGGCCCUGGACAAGCGCGAGAGAGCGUCGAGCAAUGUUCCGAAAGUCGACACCUUCCACUUCAAGGGGGAGCGGGUGUCUGACUGGUUGGAUUUGACUGAGCAGGCGCUGGUGGGACUGUCGGACGAGGUCAAGUUUCAGCGGAUCCUGAAUCAUGGAGGAGGAAGUGAGAAGCUUACCUGGGAAACUAUCGACAAAGGAGUGGAAGAGGGGAGUUUGGACCAGGUGGAGCAGCACCAGAUGCGGCCGCAGAGGCGGAAAAGAAAAGAAAGGGACGCCACCGCAUCUGGGACCCCAGGGGUAAAGAGGAUCGUCACGGAUGUGCUGGUUGCGUUGGGGUAUGACAAUAAGGUAGAAGUGCAGAAAAGAGGGAUGACUGAGGCCCGAGGCCGGACGUCAGGGGCAGUAGAUGAGGAGACUGGACAUGAGGACUACGGCGGAGAGGAGACAGGCUCCCAGGUCCUGACCAAGGACCAGAGGAAGCAACGCAACUUGCUACUGGGAGGUCAGGGAUCAGGGAAGGGGCAAGCUCCUCAAGCAAUUGUCGCGCUGCCAUCUGCUGCCACGACGGCGCCAGCGCCAGUGGGACCAUCGCACAUGGGGCCGCCGCCAGUUUGUGGGCACUUGAUGCCGCAUUGCCAGCUUGCGCCCUGGCCCAGUUAUAGCCACUGUACUUCGUGUGGAGGGAACCAGGCCCACGCGGGACAGAUGGUCCCAUAUUCGGGCCCGCCGGCAAGUGGGGGCCCACCGAGCUACCCUGCCACUCAAGGUCAGUUUGUGGCCCAGCCGCCACCCUCCCAACAGGCAUUGCAAGCUAGCGUGGCCGGGAGAGGGAAUCAAGGGCAAGGCGGGCAGGGCAAUGGAGGUCGAGGCCAAGGCGGUCGAGGAGGCGGUGGCCGGGGCCGAGGAAGAAAUGGUGGGGGUCGCGGAGGUGGUUGGAAUGUUUUCUGCAACACUGCAUCCAGUGUGAUAGUGGAGAUUGGGAAGGUAAGGGCGCGGGCGUGCUUUUUCGUUAUGUUCGACGUCGAUCACCCCAUCCUCCUGGGGAGGUCGUUCCUCUGCAGGACGGAGACUCUAGUCUUCAACAGGCAUGACGGAACGAUGAUCUUGGCCCUGUCUGAUCCGGCCUAUGGGAACUAUGAGAUCAUCAAGUGCCGGAACAGGGGACCAGGAAGUGGGAGGAAUAGGCCAAGUCUCGGCUCCUUUACCUUCGAGGAGUCCGAAAAUGAGCGUCGAAGGCUCCGGGAGGGACAUGAGGAGGAAGGAACAACCGAGGUACUAUCGCUGAGCCUUACCAAUGUGAACAAGGCAAUGGAGAUGGUGGCGGCGCACGAUAUGGCAGACCCCGAGGCAAUAAAGGCGUUAAGGGAGCAGGUCUUGGAAAACUCUCAGCUAAUGGGAGGGAUGUAUCUGCUCACUAAUACGCUCCUGCAAGGAGGCUUGGACCGGAGGGGCUCAUUCAGUCAUAUUGAAAGUGAAAUCCUUGUUCCUGAAAGCCAGGACGAUGAGUUCGAAGAGGGAGAGAUCAAGGAGGCGUUUCGGGCGGACGAGUAUGAUGGAGUUUACCGGGAGUUGGGGCUACUCCUAUCGUGCAAGAUAAGAGAUAGAGACGCGAGUGCCAAGGCACAGAAGAUGAGACACCUCUAUGUGGAGAGGUCAGCGCAAAGGCAAGGAGAGGCCCUGCACCCGACGUUGGAGAGGGAAGUGGGUGAGGUCGUACACCUGGACCUGUUGUUCAUGCCAGCUGGGGAGAAUGGGUGUAAUUACAUCUUCGAUGCACGGGAUAACCUUACUGGGUUUGUGGACGGUCGGGCUAUCCGGACGAAGACUGACCUAGUUUUGGCAAGUUGCAUCGAAGAGUAUUACCUGCGCUAUCCCUUCGUCAAAGAGUUCGUGAUGGAUCGAGGGUCAGAGUUCACCUGCAAUGAGGUGCGAACCUUGCUUGCAGGGUAUGGCGUAGUGGCUAACUAUACUACGGCCGCACAUCCUCAGGCGAACGCACUUGUGGAGAGGGGGCACAGUACUAUCACAAACCUCUUGGCUAAGUGGACGAAGGGUACACCGCAGGAGAGGCCUCAGACUCUCGACACUUCAAAGUAUGCCUCGAGGUUGGGGGAGUUAAGGACGGAGUUGGGCUCCUGGGCCACAGGGUUUGACUUAGGAGGGCACAGUUCGGAGCAGCAGGAGGAGGAGGCUAUGAGCGAGCCGGCCGCUGCAAUGGCUCCUCGACCGUCAGAGUUGUGUGGGGGUGAGAUAGUGGUUGCGGCAGAGAGGCUCAACGAGGAGAGGCUCCGGGAGUCGGACACGCCAGAGUGCGGGCGGGAGAGCGUGGCCGUGCGAGGGGGUCUGAGGCCGUAGAACCCAAAUCUCAGGGCCGCAUGGGAUUACCAAUGUGCCAUGAGGCGACCCCCG
Molecule: messenger RNA, 2617 nt
Organism: Chara braunii
Lineage: Eukaryota; Viridiplantae; Streptophyta; Charophyceae; Charales; Characeae
Source: the annotation of a GenBank genome assembly